This is a messenger RNA of Akanthomyces muscarius, 633 nucleotides long. RefSeq lists its product as uncharacterized. The transcript has 2 exons. The coding region runs from base 1 to 633 and encodes 210 amino acids. The record is from RefSeq and is a predicted model, not a curated record. NCBI's taxonomy places the organism in Eukaryota, Fungi, Ascomycota, Sordariomycetes, Hypocreales, Cordycipitaceae.
AUGCCAUCUUCCCGGGAGACGCAAUUCAAGAGGGCGGUAUCGAGAAGGAGCAAUCUAGGCAAGAUUGCCCGUCGCGUGUAUCGGCGUCUUGCCAUUGCUAAACUUGAGAUGGACCGUCGCUGGCAGGAUCAGCCAAUGAUUUCGGUUGAGCCUACAGUGGAACCCGCGCGCGGAAAAGAGAUGCGCCCGAGUCACUCCAUACAGCAUCCUUAUAGGACAUUGGAAGGGCCUAACAUUUCUCUCUGCCUCGCACCCGACGCCCUCGCUUCGAGCAAUGACGAGUUGCUGCCUCGCACCCCUAUACGGCAGAAUCCACCCCUUGUCGCUACGUUCAACGAUAGCAACAACGGUGGCAGUACUGACGGAGGCGAGUCAGAUGCACGGAUGAUGAAGGUUUUUGGUCAAGGGAUGCUGGGUUAUCUACCAGCGCCUUUCAUGAGCGACGAUCUUGAUCUGGAGCCAAUUGCGACAGAGCAAGAUAGCCUUCCUCCGCCACGGACCCCAGAGAAGAAUUUUAGGCUUGCCGAGUUCGUCAACAUCUCAAGAGGAUCAGCAAAACGAUCAACAGAAAGACUCAAAAUCGACAACUUGUACCGCCCUCGGCCCAAGAUCUUGAUAAAAAGCGCUCAGUGA